This is a messenger RNA of Cucurbita maxima (winter squash), 2971 nucleotides long. RefSeq names its product pentatricopeptide repeat-containing protein At1g53600, mitochondrial. NCBI's taxonomy places the organism in Eukaryota, Viridiplantae, Streptophyta, Magnoliopsida, Cucurbitales, Cucurbitaceae. The record is from RefSeq and is a predicted model, not a curated record. The coding region runs from base 47 to 2236 and encodes 729 amino acids. The transcript has a single exon. Gene Ontology annotation, biological process: RNA modification. Gene Ontology annotation, molecular function: protein binding; RNA binding.
AUAGCGCCGCCAUAGGACUUUGUUCGAGCGUUGGGUUGCAGGGCUUAUGUUCUCCUUCGUCAAGCAUGAAGCUUUCCGGAGCAUGACGGCAAAAUCAACCGUCACCCUUGUCUUCAAACAAUUUCCCCCUUACAAUUUCAAGCUUCAUCCCUUCAAUUUCUCGACCCAAAAUCUUCAAAAUCGGGAAAGUUUUGACUCUGCUAGAACCCAGAAAAGCAGUAAGUUUCUUGUCUACUGCAACUCCCAGAUCACAAAACUUGGAAGGAAUGGGUGUAUUGAGGAAGCCGAGUCCAUUUUCAAUCGCAUGCCUCAUAAAAGCACCGUCUCCUGGACUGCUAUGCUCACUGCAUACGCUGAAAACGGCGAAACUAAUAAAGCCCAGGAAGUGUUCGACAAAAUGCCGGACCGCAGUAUUGCAUCCUACAAUGCGAUGAUUACGGCUUAUCAUCGGAGGAACAUGGUAAAUGAGGCUUUUGAGUUGUUUUCUAGCAUGCCUCAGCGUAAUUCUGUUUCCUAUGCUACCAUGAUCACUGGGUUUGUGCGUGUUGGAAUGUUUGAGAUGGCUGAAAAGUUGCAUUGGGAAAAUCCGGGUAUGGUGUCGUCUAAUGUGUUAAUCAAUGGGUAUUUGAAGGCGAGGAGAAUAGAAGAUGCGGUUCGGAUCUUUGAUGGCAUGGAAGAAAAAGGUGUGGUUUCUUGGAGCUCCAUGAUUGAUGGGCUCUGCAAAGUUGGGAAGAUUGUUGAUGCUAGAAAGCUGUUUGACAAAAUGCCUGAAAGAAAUGUGGUCACUUGGACAACAAUGAUUAAUGGGUAUAUGAAGAUGGGAAAUUUUAAAGAUGGUUUCACAUUGUUUCUAAAUAUGAGAAGGGAAAGGGUGGGAGUCAAUGCAACUACCUUGACUGUUUUGUUUGAAGCCUGUGGUUGUUUGGAUCGAUAUAGAGAAGGAAUUCAGAUCCAUGGAUUGGUUCUGUCCUUGGGGCUCGACUUCGAUGCUUAUCUAGCCAAUUCUAUGAUCGCGAUGUAUUCUAGAUGUCAUUCUAUUUAUGCAGCUGCUACAAUAUUUGAUUUAAUGGUUCAGAAAGAUAUAGUUACAUGGAAUUCUUUGAUUGCAGGUUAUGUUCAAUCCGGGGACAUCGAAAAAGCUUUCUUGCUAUUCGAGAAUAUGCCACAAAAGGACGUCGUUUCAUGGACAACUUUGAUUUCUGGAUUUGCCAGCAAGGGGAUGAUUGAUAAAUCCAUUGGUUUGUUUCAAAUGAUGCCUGAGAAGGAUGAUAUUGCUUGGACUGCUGUAAUUUCAGGGCUCGUGAGCAAUGAGGAAUAUGAGACAGCUUUCCAUUGGUUUAUUGAGAUGCUUCAGAAAGCAAUCAAGCCAAAUCCACUCACUUUGAGCUGUGUCCUUAGUGCUGCCGCAGGUGUAGCAAUAUUAAGCCAAGGGUUGCAGUUCCAUGCACUUGUGACAAAGUUGAGUAUGGAAUAUGAUUUAUCAAUCCAAAACUCUCUAGUUUCUAUGUAUUCAAAGUGUGGAAAUGUGGGUGAUGCAUUGAGGAUGUUCUAUUAUAUUGAGGCUCCUAAUGUUGUUACUUACAAUUCCAUUAUCACUGGGCUAGCUCAGAAUGGACUUGGGAAAGAAUCACUGAAGUUAUUCACGAAAAUGCAGGAUGAAUACCUGGAACCUAAUCAGAUCACGUUUCUAGGCGUUCUUUCGGCAUGCGUUCAUGUGGGAUUUGUGGAAGAGGGAUGGAGAUUCUUUAAUCUAAUGAGUUCAUUGUAUAAUAUUCAACCUCAGGUAGAUCACUAUGCGUGCAUGGUUGAUCUUCUUUGUCGAGCUGGGAGGUUCAAUGAAGCAGUUGAUUUGAUUUCUUUAAUGCCAUUUGAUCCUCACGAGGGUGUUUGGGGAGCAAUGCUUGGAGCCAGCUGGACCCAUCUGCGUCUUGAUGUUGCAGAGCUUGCAGCUCAUAAUCUCUUUGAACUGGAACCUAAUAGUGCAACACCUUACGUGAUUUUAUCUAAUUUACACGCUGUUUCAGGUGAUAAGCGGAAAGAUGAGGUUAUAAGGUCGAUGAAGAUAUCGAAAGGGAUAAAGAAGAGUCCAGGUUGUAGUUGGAUAAUAGUUAAGGAUAAAAUCCAUCUGUUCUAUGCAGGGGAUCGAUCCCACAAAGACAUCAAAGAGAUGACGGAAAUUAUACACGCACUGGCAGAAGAAAUAGGAGAUUCGAUCCGACUUAGAGAGACGACUUGAGAUUUUCUCGGUUGUUGAUUGGGGUUUUGAUAGGGGUUGGACGGCUCCUGGAACUGACGAAAAAUAAGAAGAGAAUGAGAGCAAAAGAGAGAAAAGGAAAGAGACCGUAAAGUCCAAUAUUUGAAGGGAGAGGAAAAGAAAGAAGUCGAAGACAGAGUUUACCGUUCUUUAGGUCAGUCGAAUUAAUUUUGAGUCUUUCCUUGUUUACGAGGUUUAGGAGAAAAACUAAAGCCGUCGUUACAAGCUAAAGCUGCACCUAUAGAAAAUUUGUAACUCUAAUAGUUCAAUAUUUCCACCUCCUGAAUGUUCCUAUCGGCAGCCAAACGAAGACAAGACCGUUUGAAGUGGUUCGAAGUGCCUCAGGGGAUGGGGAUCGAGGUGUGGAACGAAGACAGGACCCUUUGAAGUGGUUCAAAGGGCCUUAGGAGAUGGGGAUCGGGGUGUGGAACAAAUACAAGACCGUUUGAAGUGGUUCGAAGUGCCUCAGGGGAUGGGGAUCAGGGUGUGGAACAAAGACAAGACCAUUUAAAGUGGUUCGAAGUGCCUCCAGAAAUGGGGAUCGAGGUGUAGUAGCUAUAGCAGCAGCUGCUACACCCAAAAUGAGCAUCACCGCACGUCGGGGGCGAGCUUGAAGCAUUAGUUGUCUUUGCAGGUCUUGUUGUUUCCUUCCUUUUAGAGCCCCGAUUUGAACAUUAAAACCAGCACCAAUCAGAUGGCCCAAAACAAAAAAUGGUU